This is a messenger RNA of Gekko japonicus, 2527 nucleotides long. RefSeq names its product guanylate-binding protein 1-like. Gene Ontology annotation, molecular function: GTP binding; GTPase activity. The transcript has 10 exons. The record is from RefSeq and is a predicted model, not a curated record. Bases 20 to 1972 code for a protein of 650 amino acids. NCBI's taxonomy places the organism in Eukaryota, Metazoa, Chordata, Lepidosauria, Squamata, Gekkonidae.
AUCUUCUGGGUCGCCUGCAAUGGCCUCCAGAAUCCAUAUGCCUGCUCCCAUGUGCCUGAUUGAGAACAAGGGAAAAAAUCUUACCGUCUGUCCGGAAGCUCUACAGGUGCUCUCUAAAAUAAACCAGCCAGUAGCGGUCGUCGCUAUAGCAGGACUUUAUCGGACGGGAAAGUCCUAUCUCAUGAACAGACUGGCUGGGGAAAACAAAGGUUUCCUUCUGGGCCCCACUGUGCAAGCAACAACCAAGGGAAUCUGGAUGUGGUGUGUUCCCUACCCUGGCAGACCGGACCAGACUCUUGUGCUCUUGGACACCGAAGGCCUGGGUGAUGCGAAAAAGGGUGACACUCAGAACGACUCCUGGAUCUUUGCUCUGGCCGUCCUCCUCAGCAGUACCCUGGUCUACAACAGCAUGGGCACCAUCGACCAGCAUGCCAUGGACCAGCUCCAUUAUGUGACAGAACUGACCAAUUGUAUCAAGUCUAAGUCCUCGCCCAGGGGGAGUCCAGAGGAAAACUCGGAGGUACUGGAAGACUCUGCUGACUAUGUUCGUUUCUUCCCGUCUUUCAUCUGGGCCAUGAGGGAUUUCACUUUGCAGCUAGAACUCAAUGGGCAGCCCUGCACUGAGGAUGAAUAUCUGGAAGAUGUGUUGAAAUUAAAGAAAGGCCCAGAGGACAAGGUAGCAUCUGAACCCACUGAUAACUUUGAAUCAGAAGAGUCAUCUGCAAGCUGCCCAGUUCCACCCUACCCACAUGACAUCCAGCAGUACAACUUGCCCCGUGAAUGCAUCCGGCUGUUCUUCCCCACGCGGAAAUGCUUCAUCUUUGACCGUCCCACCAAUCGAAAGAACCUGCAUUGGCUGGAGGACAUGGAGGAGAGUGAACUGGAGUCUGAUUUUGUGGAACAAGCAGAACGGUUCUGCAAUCACAUUUAUGAGACAUCCAAAGCCAAGACCGUCCCAGGAGGGAACAUUGUCACAGGCAGCAUGUUGGCGAAGCUGGUGGAGACCUACGUGGGCACCAUACGUAGUGGGGGAGUGCCUUGUGCGGAGAGCGCGGUGGAGGCUCUGGCUCGGGCAGAGAAUACAGCAGCUUUGAAUGAAGCCACCGCUCGUUAUGUGAAACUGAUGGAGCAGAAGGUGAAGCUACCCACGGAGAGUAUCCAGGAGCUCCUGGAGAGACAUGCUGAGUGUGAGACGGAGGCACAUGAGGUGUUCAUGGCCCGUGCCUUCAAGAAAGACAUACAACAGUUCCUGAGCGAGCUUGUGAAAACUCUGCAUCAGAAAAAGGAGGAGUAUUGCCGGAAGAAUGAGUUGGAAUCCUCAGAACUCUGCAAGUCUGUGUUGAGACCACUGUGUGAGGAACUGGAGAAAGGGAUCAGCCAGAGAAGUUACUUACAGUCUGGCGGCUACCAGCGUUUCUUGGAUGACCUGAAUAAAAUAAAGGAGCAAUACCAUCAGAAAAACGGAAAAGGAAUAAUGGCAGAAAAGGUCCUGCAGCAGUUCCUUAAGGAGAAGGAUACUAUGGGCAGAUACAUACUUCAGAGUGAUGAAGCUCUCAAAAAUGCAGAGAAGGAACUGGCAGAUGCAGCGGCAAAAGCCAAGGAAGCGGAGCGAGAGAAAGAGGUCCAGAAGCAGGAACAGGCGGUGCUGCGGGAGAAGCUGUCGGAUCAGCGCCGAUCUUUUGAAGCAAGCAUUUGUCAACUGAAGGACAAGAUGGAGAAAGACAGGGAGGAGCUACUGAAAGAGAAUGAGAAGAUGCUGGACAGUAAACUCAGGGAACAAACAAAAUUUCUGGAGGAGAAACAUCAGCAUUUCUCUGCCCGUCUGCAGACGGAAAUUGACCAUCUGAUGCAAGAGAAUCAGUGUAGUAAGGGUUCAUCUUGGAUAUUCCAGACAGUGUUGGCCUUUAUAAAAAUUUUAAUACCCAUCUUUCCAGAAUGGGUGCAGUUUAUUUCUUUGGUACUCAAGUCAUGAGGUUAUGAAACAGGAGCAAGAUCAGCCUUUCCCUGUUUUUUCUCUUUUGGUGAUGUGUAUAUUUCAUGCUUCAUUGUUUUCGAGUUGGUGGAAUGUCUAAUAGGAAAUUAAGCAAGGAAAUAUCUAACAGCUGCUGUUGACUGGGAGGCAGUGUGUCAGAAUAUAGUGCAUUUUUAAAAAGAGGAGCCUCUAUGGAUAAAAAUUAUAAGGGAAAGUGCUGGAAAUGUAAAGAGAAGGAUGGUACCUUUUACCAUAUGUGGUCGUCCUGCAAAAAGACCAACAAAUUCUGGAUAGAAAUACAUACUGAAAUGCAGAAAAUUUCCCAUGAAAUCUCAGACUAUGCUAUUAGGAAUUUUACUGUCUAAUAUAAAUAGAUCAGAGCAUGAACUGUUCAGAUACAUGUUUAACCACAGCACGACUAGUAUUUGCAGCUAAGUGGAAGUUUAAAAUUUGCCCAAAUCUUGAGAAUUGGAGAGACAAAAUGGAAGAAUAUGCUGUUAUGGCGAAAAUGACGAACGAUGGCUGAGUUCACACACACUAAAUAAUCCACUUUUA